Arabidopsis thaliana (thale cress) is the source of this 1877-nucleotide messenger RNA. RefSeq names its product Pectin lyase-like superfamily protein. The record is from RefSeq and is marked reviewed. The transcript is spliced from 6 exons. NCBI's taxonomy places the organism in Eukaryota, Viridiplantae, Streptophyta, Magnoliopsida, Brassicales, Brassicaceae. Gene Ontology annotation, biological process: carbohydrate metabolic process. The coding region runs from base 179 to 1666 and encodes 495 amino acids. Gene Ontology annotation, molecular function: polygalacturonase activity.
CCGCAAUGAUCGAAUAACAUUCUCUAAAAUAUAUAAACCGUAUCCUAUAAAAAACAAACAAAAUUAAUGCUAUUACAAUUCGAACUAUUUAUGUUGUUCCCUUAUAUAAAGAAACUCUUCCUUUCAUACCAAAAAAAAAAAAAAAAUCCAUUUUCAUUUCUCCUCUUAAAAAACCGCCAUGACCUCUCUCUCCACCGCCGGUUACCUUCUUCUCCUUCUCCUUCUCCCUAUAAGCUACGACGGUGGCUUCAUCGGAGCCGCCGAUGCAGAACAUGACCUCAGAGCCACUGAUCUCCAUAAUCAUCGCCAUCGUCGCCACCGUAACCACCAUCGCGGAGAAGAGUUUGAGUACUCAGCCAUAUCAUGUAGAGCUUACUCAGCCUCAUUGGACGAGUUUGGCGCCGUAGGAGACGGUGUAACUUCAAAUACAGCGGCGUUUCGCGACGCGGUGUCACAACUUAGCCGUUUCGCAGACUACGGUGGCUCAUUGUUAUUUGUUCCCGCCGGACGGUGGCUCACCGGAAACUUUAACCUGACCAGCCAUUUUACGCUUUUCCUCCACCGUGAUGCUGUUAUCCUCGCCUCUCAAGAAGAGAGUGACUAUGAAGUGAUAGAGCCACUGCCUUCGUACGGAAGAGGGCGAGACACAGAUGGUGGAAGGUUCAUCAGUCUACUUUUUGGUUCAAACUUAACCGAUGUUGUUAUCACCGGUGAGAAUGGGACAAUUGAUGGACAAGGAGAACCAUGGUGGGGGAAAUUCAAGAGAGGAGAACUAAAAUACACAAGACCUUAUUUGAUUGAGAUUAUGCAUUCUGAUGGUAUCCAAAUCUCCAAUCUCACUUUCUUGAAUUCUCCUUCUUGGCAUAUUCACCCGGUCUACAGCAGCAAUAUAUAUAUCCAAGGUUUGACGAUAUUAGCACCGGUCACGGUACCAAACACUGACGGUAUCAACCCAGAUUCUUGUACCAACACGAGGAUUGAGGACUGCUACAUUGUCUCCGGCGACGAUUGUAUCGCCGUUAAAAGUGGAUGGGAUCAAUACGGAAUCAACUACGGCAUGCCUACGAAACAGCUCUUGAUCCGACGGCUCACAUGCAUUUCUCCUGAUAGUGCCGUGAUCGCUCUCGGCAGUGAAAUGUCCGGUGGAAUUGAAGAUGUUCGAGCUGAAGAUAUUGUUGCCAUUAACUCUGAAUCUGGAAUCAGGAUUAAAACAGCUAUCGGACGAGGAGGUUACGUGAAGGAUGUAUACGUAAGAGGAAUGACAAUGAUGACAAUGAAAUAUGUGUUUUGGAUGACCGGAAGUUACGGUUCGCAUCCGGACGAUCAUUAUGAUCCGAAAGCGUUACCGGUGAUUCAGAACAUUAAUUAUCAAGACAUGGUCGCCGAGAACGUGACGAUGCCUGCUCAGUUAGCUGGAAUAUCGGGAGAUCAGUUUACUGGAAUUUGUAUCUCUAACGUGACUAUCACUCUAUCGAAGAAACCUAAGAAAGUGCUUUGGAAUUGUACUGAUGUUUCGGGUUAUACUAGUGGUGUGACUCCGCAGCCGUGUCAGUUGUUACCGGAGAAGCAGCCGGGGACGGUUGUGCCGUGUAAUUUCCCGGAAGAUCCGAUUCCUAUUGAUGAAGUGAAGCUUCAACGUUGCUACUCCAGAAGAAGGAAUAUGUGAACAUGUAAUAAGAUCUUCUUUUUUUUAACAAAUACUUUUCUUGGGUUAUAAGUAAAUGUGUUAUCAAAUGGGGACAUAUUUGAUUGAAUAAUAAACAAAGCUUCAAGGAGAAAAGACAAGAAAUACUCGUCAAACACAUAUAUUUUACAUAUCCGUGUAUAUUAUUUGAUUAUUUGAGGGGAAACAAAACAGAGACUUAACUUGAUAAGUG